AUGCAUUCACCGGAGCCUUUACCUCCUAAAACAUGGGUAGACCGUCUACCUCCAAAGGUUCAGCCAUACUUAUAUUUGACUCGGAUUGACAAACCAAUUGGAACGCUUUUGCUGUUCUAUCCCUGUGCAUGGUCUAUAACAAUGGCCUCUUAUUCAUUGAAUCUCCCACCAGAGGUUCCACUAAAGUAUAUCACCCUGUUCGGAAUCGGGGCGUUGGUCAUGCGUGGGGCUGGUUGCACGAUCAACGAUAUGUGGGAUCGAAAUCUCGACAAGGCUGUUGAACGCACAAAAGAGCGACCGUUAGCUCGUGGCGACAUCACUCCCACUCAAGCAUUCGCCUUCCUUGGAUUGCAGCUCUCAGCGGGUCUGGCUGUACUGACGCAGCUAAACUGGUAUAGCAUCCUGCUAGGCGCAUCUUCCCUGUCCGUCGUUACAAUUUAUCCUCUUAUGAAGCGUGUCACGCAUUGGCCCCAAGCCGUCCUCGGCCUCGCCUUCAACUGGGGCGCCCUCCUCGGCUGGUCCGCCGUCGCCGGCACCGUAUCCUGGUCAAUCUGUCUCCCUCUCUACCUCGGCGGUCUUUCCUGGACUCUCGUGUACGACUCCAUCUACGCCCACCAAGACAAACACGACGACAUCCACGCCGGGAUCCGCUCCACCGCCCUCCUCUUCGGCGACACCUACACCAGACCCAUCAUCUCCGCCUUCUCUCUCUCCUCGCUCUCUCUCGUUUCGUACGCGGGAUAUCUAGCCGAACACGGCGCGCCGUUUUAUCUGGGCGUUGGGGUGGCGGGGGCGCAGCUCGCGAGGGUGAUUUGGAGGACGGAGUUUGGGAAGAGGGAGAGUUGUUGGAGGGGAUUUACGGGGUCGGGGUGGGCUGGAUUUUGGAUAUGGAUGGGCGCGCUUGCGGAUUAUACUCUUUUGCAGAUGACUUAA
Stereum hirsutum FP-91666 SS1 is the source of this 933-nucleotide messenger RNA. RefSeq names its product 4-hydroxybenzoate polyprenyl transferase. Gene Ontology annotation, biological process: ubiquinone biosynthetic process. Bases 1 to 933 code for a protein of 310 amino acids. Lineage: Eukaryota; Fungi; Basidiomycota; Agaricomycetes; Russulales; Stereaceae. Gene Ontology annotation, cellular component: mitochondrial inner membrane. Gene Ontology annotation, molecular function: 4-hydroxybenzoate polyprenyltransferase activity. The record is from RefSeq and is a predicted model, not a curated record. The transcript has 5 exons.